This is a messenger RNA of Clunio marinus, 267 nucleotides long. Lineage: Eukaryota; Metazoa; Arthropoda; Insecta; Diptera; Chironomidae. The record is from the annotation of a GenBank genome assembly.
AUGUCCAACUCUCACUGCGGAACAUUUUAUAGCGAAAACCUGAUAAACGUGUGUCUCAUGUUAACGUCACAGACGAGUGGAAAUGAUCGCAUCAUGUCCAUGCUAUUCAAGGUUGCAAAUCCUCGAGAAGAAACAUUGUUUAUGAGAGAAGAGAAUGUGGCCAUGCCCAAGAUCGAAUUGCUUCCCUUACCAUUUUCACAUGCACCUUUGAACAGAUUUGAACACUUCUUUAGUGAUCACGAGGCAUUGUUAAGUGUCGUUAAAUAA